Molecule: messenger RNA, 768 nt
Organism: Cyphellophora europaea CBS 101466
Lineage: Eukaryota; Fungi; Ascomycota; Eurotiomycetes; Chaetothyriales; Cyphellophoraceae
Exons: 4
Coding region: 1-768 (255 amino acids)
Source: RefSeq, a predicted model, not a curated record
AUGUGGACCUUCCAAUGCAUCGGAAUCUUUGUGCUCCUCGUCGUCCUCACGCCAGCUAAUUGCGUCCCUUUCGGAGCUGUCGACGAUCACGAUCCUCAGCUGGUCCACGACCACACCAAUAACCUCCAUCGCCGCCAGUGCACCAAAGAUGCGACUGACACCGGUAACAGAGGUUAUGGCGAUGCAGACCAUCACGUUUCUUUCUGGACCAAUCUGGGCGAGGACACCAAAACUUCAGGAAAGCUCAUGAUGGCUUGGUUUAAGAGUCGUGGCGAAGGUGGCAAGAUUGCGUGGUUGCACAGAUGUGUGGACAACAGCUCGCAGGAGGGAUACGUCCGGACCCUGACACAGCAGGGUCGAGAGCCGCUGCAUUGGAAUGAAUGGGACAUUGCGCCUCAUCUGGUGUUGGUCCGGUGUAUUUACCAGGCGCUGGCUUUGGCGGCGGUCAAUCCAGAUGUCUAUCUCUUCACCAGGAGCGACCAGGAUGGCUGGCCGCUGGACUCGCUCUGGGAACAGUAUGAGUUUUGGGCACUCACCAGGAAUCCUAAUGUACAGCGCGUGUGGCAAGUCGAUCCUCGCAACCCAGAGUCAGUUGAGGGCCUGGAACCAGAGGAGAUGUGCCAGUUCAACGACAGACAUGUUAUAUGGGAGCGAGGUAAGGAUGCUGAACUCCCCAUGAAGAUGACGUGUCCUGUCUUCUACCCUGGCGAAGGCGAGCCGUGGGAAAGCUGGACGGCCACGGGCGUUAUGGUGGCAGCUGGUCCCUGA